Nezara viridula (southern green stink bug) is the source of this 1092-nucleotide messenger RNA. NCBI's taxonomy places the organism in Eukaryota, Metazoa, Arthropoda, Insecta, Hemiptera, Pentatomidae. The record is from the annotation of a GenBank genome assembly.
GAAUGUUCCCUCCACCGGCAUUGGGUUUAUUACUCUCCAUCGUAUAUGUAAUUUAUUGUUUUGUUAGUUAUGUCAAAACUUGUGAUAAUUGAUAAUGAUUGUGGCAUUGAUGAUGCAUGGGCAUUGAAUUUUUUACUGAAUUUGGACAAAAGUAUUAAAAUAUUAGCCAUAACAUGCGUUGAUGGUAAUACUGGUGUUGAUAAUGUGAUUAAAAAUAAUUUGUAUUUUUUAAAAAUGGCUGGAAGAUGUGAGAUCCCUGUUUAUAGAGGUGCAGCAUCUCAUUUAUUGCCUGGAAAUGACCAUAGUGUAGCUCCAUCUCACACAUACUUCCAUGGUAUAAAUGGAUUCGGUGAUGUAAGUUUGCCUGAUUUACCUGAUGUAUGUCAAGAAAAGGAAGAAAAUGCUGUAGCUAUUUUAAAUGAAUUAACCUCAAAGCAUAAAGGAGAAAUAAGUAUUAUCUGCUGUGGCCCGUUAACCAAUGUUGCUCUUGCUCUAAGGACUUAUCCUCAUUUUAAAGAAAAUGUUAAAGAUUUGUACAUAAUGGGGGGAAAUUAUACAGGGAAGGGUAAUAUAACUAUGACUGCUGAAUUUAAUUUUUAUUGGGAUCCUGAAGCUGCUUUUAUUGUUUUAUCUGAAUUAGAAAAUAAGAUUGUACUACUUCCUUGGGAAACUUGUCUUAGUGUAAAUGUGCCUUUUAAAUGGAGAGAAGAACUUGGCAGUAAUGGUGGGAAAUUAAUGUCACUUUUAAAUAAAAUUGAAGAACCAAUUGUGUUGAGGACCUCAAAACUUGGAUACACGCACUGGAUUUCUGCUGAUCAACUACUUGCUGCUAUUUUUAUCAACAAAGAUUUAAUCAAAGAAUCCAGAUCUGUUCAUGCAACAGUGGAAUUAAUGGGUUUACUAACCAGAGGACAAGUUGUUAUAGACCACUUGAAUGUGCACAAACCCAAUAUAAUGCUUAUAACAGAAGUGGAUACUGAUUUGUAUAAAGAAAUGCUUCUGACAUUAAAAAAAUUCUAAUAAUUUAUUUUUGAAUUAUGUUCAUUUUUAUUUUCCUAUGAUAAAAUUUUAAUUUAUUCUUACCUUUAAUAG